AUGCGAAACUUCUACUUGCGGGGCGGGCCGCCCUCCCGCGUGCCUUGCCCGGCUCUCGCGAGCGCCGCGCUCUUUCUGCCGGAGGUGGGGCCGGGUCCGGGCCGUUGCGCGGCGGUACCGCGGUGUCGCUCCUUCUCCCAGCCUUCCCGCCUGCGGAAGACGCGGAAGCUGCGCGGACACGUCAGCCACGGCCACGGCCGCAUCGGCAAGCACAGGAAGCAUCCUGGCGGCCGUGGUAAUGCCGGUGGUAUGCAUCAUCACAGGAUUAACUUUGACAAAUACCAUCCUGGUUACUUUGGAAAAGUAGGCAUGAGGCACUAUCACUUAAAGAAAAAUCAAAAGUUCUGUCCUACGGUCAAUUUGGAUAAACUAUGGACACUCGUUAGUGAGCAGACCAGACUCAAUUAUGCCAAAAACCAGGCCGGCCUAGCCCCAGUCAUCGAUGUUGUGCGCUCAGGAUACUACAAAGUCCUGGGCAAGGGGAAGCUGCCCAAACAGCCUGUAAUUGUGAAAGCAAAGUUCUUCAGCAGAAGAGCAGAGGAGAAAAUCAAAGAAGUUGGUGGUGCCUGUGUGCUUGUGGCAUAAAGGCCUUAACAUUCUAAUCAACUUUUUUGAAUAAAGAAAAUGUGUAAAAGUUAUGGCCAAUUUGAUUU
This is a messenger RNA of Tinamus guttatus (white-throated tinamou), 653 nucleotides long. NCBI's taxonomy places the organism in Eukaryota, Metazoa, Chordata, Aves, Tinamiformes, Tinamidae. The record is from RefSeq and is a predicted model, not a curated record.